This is a messenger RNA of Aspergillus fijiensis CBS 313.89, 1675 nucleotides long. RefSeq names its product putative UDP-galactose transporter. Gene Ontology annotation, cellular component: Golgi membrane. The coding region runs from base 146 to 1534 and encodes 462 amino acids. The record is from RefSeq and is a predicted model, not a curated record. The transcript is spliced from 4 exons. Gene Ontology annotation, biological process: pyrimidine nucleotide-sugar transmembrane transport. NCBI's taxonomy places the organism in Eukaryota, Fungi, Ascomycota, Eurotiomycetes, Eurotiales, Aspergillaceae. Gene Ontology annotation, molecular function: UDP-galactose transmembrane transporter activity.
CCGCCGCAGUCGCUUACAACUAAUUCAGUCUACGCGACGUGAGAACAUUGCUGCAGGGCAGCCUAUACAAGACUGCUAGUGUUUUACUCGAAGCUCAACCACAGACAGCGCAAGUGCUUUCGAGGACGAGUUGACUAACAUCACUAUGGGAGAGACCGCAGCGCGCCGGUCUGCAGGACUGGGAACAACCAUGAAGAAUGCUUCUUGGGUCCUAUUGGCGGCACAGUAUACUGCCUUUGUGUUGUUAUCGCAUUAUUCUAGGGUCAUGCCGCCAGCUGGCGGCAGACGGUAUCUGACGUCCACCGCUGUUUUCUUCAACGAGGUCGCCAAACUCGCCAUCUCCUUGACUAUAGCCCUGUACGAGGUUUCGAAGACGGCACCACCUUCGGUUCCCGCAACGUCGCUAUUCUUUUCGCUCACCUCCGCCGUGUUCUCCGGCGAUAGUUGGAAGCUCGCAAUCCCCGCUUGUCUCUAUACGAUCGCCAAUUCUUUGCAGUACAUUGCACUCUCGAACUUGCAAGCUGCCACUUUCCAAGUCUCGUACCAGCUGAAGCUUCUGGUAACGGCCAUAUUCAGCCUUUUUGUCUUUAGAAGGUCGAUCUCUCUCCGCAAAUGGGGUCUGCUGGUACUCCUUGUGAUUGGGGUUGCACUGGUGCAAAUCCCCAAUGGCAGCGUCGACGAGGCUCACUUCGAUGAAGCUGCGCAUCUUUCUUUCCCCCGGUCGUUGGAGGAGUGGAAAGCUGCCAAGCUUGGACGUGAAAAUCUACACAAGCGUUCCGCAACUUACGAAGGCAUUGAGGAGGAUAUUCUGACUGCUAAUCCUCGCUUGAACGGAACAAUUGGUCUCUUGGCUACUGUAGGCGCCUGCGUUGCCUCUGGUCUAGCGGGGGUAUAUUUCGAAAAAGUCAUUCAAGACAGCGCGAAGGCGACAUCUCUUUGGGUGCGCAACGUUCAACUGGCCGUUUACUCUAUCUUCCCUGCACUGUUCAUCGGCGUCGUAUUUCUGGACGGUGAGAAAGUGGCAGCCAAUGGGUUCUUCGAUGGAUACAACUGGGUCGUUUGGUCUACUGUUAUUAUUCAAGCCCUGGGAGGUAUUGCCACGUCUUUCUGCGUUGGCUAUGUCUACAGAGAUGCGAAGAACAUUGCUACGGCUGCAAGCAUCGUCCUCACAACGCUAGCGAGCACCUGGCUCUUUGAGUUUGAACUCACUGCAAAUUUCCUCCUUGGGUCUUUCGCAGUACUAGUGACUACUUGCCUCUGUGAGGAGUCAAGCGCCAACUCUGUCAAGGCUCAACGACAGACGCUGCGUCCGCCCCCCAUUCGAGUUGACCGCUAUGAGAAGGAUAAUAAGAGUGGUGAGGCUUCGCCUGCCUCGCCAUCACCCAACGAAAUAUCUAUCAAGCUUCCUGGAACACCAUUCUUGUCCGAUGCCGGCCUCUCCACAUCGAGACCUACAUCACCGGGCCAUGUACGCGUUAGUGCUGGCCGCACUACAAGCGGAGGUUACUUUGAGAAGCACCCUCGGGAUCAAUGAGUCGAGGGUGCGAUUAACAGUGUUUUGAUAGUGGCUUUUGAAUUGGCGCUACACUGUAUCAUGGUUUCAGGAAGUAAAUAUGGAUGGAUAGAAGCGGUGACGCCUGUUACGUUCUCGACGGAAAAUGCCUCAAUUUCUUGU